This is a messenger RNA of Triticum dicoccoides, 1115 nucleotides long. RefSeq names its product 20 kDa chaperonin, chloroplastic-like. NCBI's taxonomy places the organism in Eukaryota, Viridiplantae, Streptophyta, Magnoliopsida, Poales, Poaceae. Gene Ontology annotation, molecular function: protein-folding chaperone binding; ATP binding; protein folding chaperone. Gene Ontology annotation, biological process: positive regulation of superoxide dismutase activity. The transcript has 6 exons. The coding region runs from base 178 to 921 and encodes 247 amino acids. The record is from RefSeq and is a predicted model, not a curated record. Gene Ontology annotation, cellular component: mitochondrion; chloroplast.
AAGGGGGUGUGGGCUUUGGCCAUAGCUCCAGCACUUUCGCCGCUGCUCUCCGCUUUCAUAGGGUUUAUCUCUUUCCUCUUCCCCUCUCGCGCACGGCAGCCGGAUUCCCUACCGCAGGCGAGCCACCACGCCGGCCGGAGCUCGGAGAUAAGGUAGUUGUUUAGCAAGCAAUUGAGAAUGUCGUCGGUGCAGCUCUCCGGUGCCGGUGUUGCCACGGUGGCCUUCAACAACACUGGUCUGCGCCCCUCUCAGGCGUCAGCAGUCAGAGUGUGCUCAUCGAGGCGCUCAUCUCGUAGCCUCGUUGUCAGGGCUGCCACUGUCGUCACCCCGAAGUAUACAUCACUCAAGCCUCUGGGAGACAGAGUGCUUGUGAAGCUUAGCGCAGCUGAGGAGAAGACCAUUGGUGGAAUUUUGCUUCCAUCCUCUGCGCAGUCCAAGCCUCAGGGAGGCGAGAUUGUUGCUGUUGGAGGGGGUAGAACCAUUGGGGAUAAGAAGGUGGAGGUCAGCAUACCGACUGGAUCUCAAGUUGUAUAUUCAAAGUAUGCUGGUACUGAGGUUGAAUACAACAACUCCAAGCAUCUUAUUAUGAAAGAGGAUGACAUCAUAGGUAUUCUUGAAUCUGAUGAUGUCAAAGACAUGAAGCCUCUCAAUGACCGGAUUCUCAUCAAGGUUGCAGAGGCUUCAGACAAGACUGAAGCUGGUCUUAUCCUCACCGAGACAACCAAGGAGAAGCCAUCCAUUGGAACAGUCGUAGCUGUUGGUCCGGGCUCUCUUGACGAGGAAGGCAAGAGGCAGCCAUUGCCAGUGUCACCAGGCAGCACCGUGCUGUACUCCAAGUACUCAGGCGGCGAGUUCAAGGGAGCUGAUGGCACGAACUACAUUGUGUUGAGAGUGUCUGAUGUGAUGGCUGAGCUCUCUUAAGUGUGUGGUUUAUUACUUUGUUUCAGUUUUGAGUUCACGAUAUAGGCUAGCAUGAGUGGUAAGAUUGCUAUGUGAUAACCACUUGAUGCUGUUUCGGAUGAUUACGGAAUUGUACGAGCAAACCUGUUGUCUGGGAUAAAAACAUUUACUGAAUUUGUUUACAAAGGGAGCUUAUGCCUGUUUUCUUGUGCUUC